CUUAUCACCAGCCCACGAAUUCCACAUUGGUUCUAGCUACUUGUUGCGAUUUAUGGCCUCUUAAUCACCAUACCUUGUUACCCGCGUACUAGAGAGCGCGAGACCGGCUUGAAACUGACUCGACAUCCCGUGCGCAACAUCCCAACAUCCCGACAUCUGUGGGUUUGGCAGCGCGUAUCAAGGCAGCAUAUUAGCCCUAGCCCAGCGUAUAAUACGCGUCUUUUGACGUAUCGUACUAGGUAAGCUGCGUACUACGUAUUGGCUUUAUAAGCUGGGAGGCUAGUACGGUGCAACCCUGGUUUGGGGCUGGUAUUUACUAUUUACAACCCGCCCCCCACGUGAACAGCUACCCCCCGUCCCUCGAGGCGUCCCACCACCGCGGAACCGCAUAGACAGUUACACCGACUACCCCGCAUCAGCUACUGCACGACGCACAUCCUUUUUCCUGCGCGGCGCUGCAUUUAUUUUGCUAUGUAUAGGUACAGCGUAGCCGUCUCUCCUGAAUGCGCCCAGGCUGGCCCGCGGCCCAGCCUGUGCCCCCGACACUGGCAGGCCCCGCUGGCGGAGGCCGAUGUAAGCGCGGCGACCUCGCCGCCCUGCGCUGGCUGCACCGGCGCGGACUGCUGGACGGCCCCAGUGUGAGCUGGCUGGCUGGCCGCGUUGAGCUGGGGGCGGCGCCUGCAGCCGGAGGCACCGAGCACUGAGCAGGGCUGCAGGAUGGGGGCAGAAAAGUGUCAUGGCUGGAGCGGGAGCGGCGGCUACUGGGGGGGGGCUCUUGGGCAGCUAGCCGGCUAGCGUGAUGUGGUACUGACCAAGCAAUUACCCAUGCUCAGCACAGGGCUUAGCAUAGCGGAAUGUGAGGGCGCCAGCGCAUGGAAAUGAGCUAAUUGUGCCAUACCCGCAUCAUGCGAAACAUGUGGCACAGGCCGCAUAGCCCCAGACGCCGUCUGACACCGACGGCCCAAAGCCCCCAACAGCCGCCCCGCACACCUCAGUCAGUUCGCCGUCAUUACCGCCUGAAGAGGAACGACAGCCCGGCCGCCUGCUGUCACACUUGCGGCAAACUGGAAGGCAGCGUAGGGGAUGGCCCCCAUGCACCCCGUAACAUCACGCAUCGCUCGGUACCGCCGCUACCCGUUGCAUGAUGGCCCAGAGCGACACGAAGGCUGGAUGGCCACGGCUGACAGCGAUGAGGCUGACACGCGGCGGCGACCCAGAUGACACGCGGUGGUGAGGCGGCUGGGGCCGCGCGGCGGGGGUGACGUUGCACGGACGUUGUAUGGAGGUGAUGGACAUGUGGUUAGCCGGCCGGGACGGAGAGGCGGAGGAAAGACGUGUGUGAGCAAUGGCUUAGACUUCAGUAAAAGCAUGCGCAAAGCGACGUUGAAAUAGAAGCCUGUCAGGUUAGCCACAUUACUCAACUCCAGAUGGGAGCAUUGGAGUUUACGUGUCCCUUGCAAGGGGAGAACACAAGCAACAAGUAGGACGUUAUCAUUUUGUUGGCGUUAUAAGGGUCACCCCCGGUCUUCGGUUUCCCGAGGGCAGGAACCGGCAGGAAUGCACGCAGAGAUCUUGCGCACCACCUCAUAACCGCACAUACGUUCAAGGCUUCAACUCCCCCCGCACACCCCCACGAUGCCUCGGCCCCCUCCCAUAAGUAUUAUGGUGAUGACAGUGCCGCCGGCACCGGAUCGAUAUCGAGAGAGACACCAGUGCUCAAGUUUAUGGGGCGUCGCCGGACUAUACGCCUGGUGUACCUGUUUUUGCGUCUGGUGCUGUAGACAUGGUUUGUUACACGGUUGUGGGGCUUUGGCGGGCUUCGGCUUGGCUUCGACUUGUGACGGUGAAGCAACUGAGACACGCUUUAUACGCAGAAACAAUGCACGGUUUGGUGAAGGUCGACAGCCAGCUGGGGGGAGGGCGGUUUCCCUUCGGGCCGGAAAUGGUUCCCUCCUGACCUUGUUACACUUGGUCGGACUGUCCCUUCUUGUAAUGUCGCAUUCAU
Messenger RNA from Chlamydomonas reinhardtii, 2005 nucleotides. RefSeq lists its product as uncharacterized. The transcript has a single exon. The record is from RefSeq and is a predicted model, not a curated record. The coding region runs from base 504 to 704 and encodes 66 amino acids. Lineage: Eukaryota; Viridiplantae; Chlorophyta; Chlorophyceae; Chlamydomonadales; Chlamydomonadaceae.